Molecule: messenger RNA, 5380 nt
Organism: Hydractinia symbiolongicarpus
Lineage: Eukaryota; Metazoa; Cnidaria; Hydrozoa; Anthoathecata; Hydractiniidae
Exons: 22
Coding region: 925-4566 (1213 amino acids)
Molecular function (GO): DNA binding
Source: RefSeq, a predicted model, not a curated record
ACAUUUCAACAUGGUGAAUUUCUUCUUGAGUAUGCUGGAAAUUGUAUUAGCAAAGUUGAGGGUGAAAAAUUGCAAUCUACAUAUCCUGAUGAAGCUGGUUCCUUUUUAUUUUUUUAUAAUAACAGUUGGUAAGCAAAUUGUACAUAUAUGUUGUGAUUAUUUUAAUAUCCACAGCAGUUACUUGCGUAAAGAUUGUUGGAAAGAAACUUUAUUUACGAAUUUUGUAAAGAGCACAGGAUAAUUUUUGCAAAUAAAUGCCGGCAAAAAAUAUUUUCUUUUGAGAAAAAUGGAAAAUUUGAUUUUCAUAAAAUAUUCAGGAAAAUUGUCACAAAAGUCAGUUGUGAAAUUUGAAAAGUACUCUAGGUAAUAUACUGCAAUUUUAAGAUUAUUUAUAAUAGCAUUGAUGCAACUGAGAACACACAGUUUGGGAAAUACGUUAAUGACAGCAAAAAUGCCAAAAACUGUUGCAUGAAACCGAUAUAUGAUGAUAAUGGGCAUUUGCAUCUUUGCCUGUUUGUUUUGUGUGACAAAGUCAUAUCUAUUGGAGAAGAGUUGAGAUAUUCGUAUGGAGAUAUGAAAGAACUUUUUUGGAGAAAAAACAAGGAGACUGCUUCACCAUAUUUUGCAAAUAUUGAUGUUGUUACCAAGCAGGGAGUAAGUUUUUUUGUAAUAUAUACAUUUUUCUUUUUCUUCACUAGAGUAACUGCUAUUUUUCUUUUCUUUCUUUUCAGUUUGUUUUAUGCGAUCCUGGGAAUGUAAUUGUGAGUAUCCAAUCAUAGAUUUUGAACUUUUUGUUCAAAAAAUUCUUGUGUUUAUAAUAAAACCUUUUUUGUGAUUUUAGAAUAACCAAAAAAAGAAAAUUUAUUCUGAACAUGAUGAUGAAUUCAUUUCUGGUAGUGCAACAACAGAGGAAGAUGUCAAGGAAUGUCUGGACAAGAUAAUGGGGAAAAUGACGAAGAAAAAUGUGAUCAAGUAGUUGUUCGGAAAAAAGACGGAAGUAUUGAACUAAAAUCUGACACCUGUGUAAAAGAUAAAGAUGAUGUGAAUGCAAAGUUUAUUGAUGUUGUUGAUGUAUAUGAACCCAAGAAUAACGAUCCUGUUCGUUUAUAUAGUAAAAACGUAGGCGAAGGAAAAGAUUCAGUUGCUAUCAAUGGUCAGAAUGUUGAUUUGUGUGAAAAAUUAGAGGAGGAAGUAGAGGAAAAUAUUAAAUGCAAAGGUUUUAAUGGUGGUUAUCAGACAAAUGGUGCUACUGUUUACAUGCAAUUAGAAAACAUGGGAGGGGAGAAAUAUUGUGUUCAUAAACUCCAACUUAAAGAAAAUGUUGAAAACACAGCUAUCAUACAGGAUAUGGAAAUAGUUGGUGAAAAUAAAGAACAAGUUGCUGCUGAAAUCAUUACAGAUAUUGUCAGUGUUAUAGAUAGAAGUGUCACUAAUGACAAGGUUCUUGAUUUUGUUGAUGUAUGUGAACCCAAGGGCAAUAAUUCUGAUAGUUUACACAAUCAAAGUGUAGGUGAAGGCAAAGAUGCAGUUUUGGUCAAUCGUGUUGCUGGUAGUGUGAGUUAUAAGGUGGAUAAUCCUACUGUUUAUACACAAGUAGAAUCAAACGAAGGGGACAGAUAUUGUGUUGAUGAACCUCUACAUGGACAGAAUGUUAAGGAAACGAAUAUUGCUGGUAUACAGGAUAUGAAAAUAGGUUGUGAAAAUAAAGAACAAGUUGCUGAAAUCAUUGCAGAUGUUGUCAGUGUCCAAGGUCGAAAUUACAAGAGUGCAGAUGUGGUUGCAUCAGGUGUAAAUACGUACAAGAACAGUACUUACCAAUCAAAAAAAAAGAUUCAGGAAAAUAUUGGCAGUGGUGUAAAUAAAAAGAAUGUCAUUGGUGGAGAUAAAUUUGCAGACUACUACAAGGACAUAGAUUUUGCCAAGCUGGAUUGUAGUGACGAUGAUGUAAAAAUUACUUAUCCGGAAAUUGAAAUUGUCCCUGAUUUCAGCAGUUCUGACAGUGAAACAGUAAGUAUUGAAGGUCCAUGUUCCAUUUUGAAUGGUAGUGAUGAAGAAACAACUUUUCCAUUAAAAAUUAAUUUUAGAAAUGACAAAACUGAAACACUGACAAAAGUAUUGGAGAAGUUCAUGAAAGUUGAUCUUGAAGAAAUAGAAACUCUAGCAUCGACAAAGGUGUGUCAAGUUGCUGAACAUACGCAGACCAUUAGGGAAGUCAGCUGUUGUGAACAAGUUUCAGUGAAAAAUGAUUCUGGUUUGGAGAUUGAUGAGGAUUUAGACAUUGUGAAUACUGAUAGUGAACAGGAAACAAUUGAAGCCGAGUCUAAAAAACUGCAGAAAAAAAGUCCUUACAAAAAACCGUAUAGAAUGUGCAUUUAUUGUUCUAUAAUGUCUUCAAAAUUGAGCAGACACAUUAAAAAAUGUCAUAAGGAAAAUGAAAGAGUGAAAAAUGCACUAAAGAUGACUAAGGUGAAGCAAAUUGAGGAAUGGAAAAAAAUUAAAAGGGAAGGAAUUUUAAUGUACAACAAGUUGCAAGCUACCACAGAAAAUCCUAUUUUCCAAGGAGAACGUCAAAGAAAGAAAUACUUGGAAUUGCAACGUUGUAAUUUAUGCUCUGCUUUUAUCUCUAAGCGUUUCUUUGCCAGCCCCAAAAGAACGUGCAUGAGAAGACAAGAUGCUGUCCCAACAGGCUUGCCAUUGUCACUGGACUUCCUUCCAAUGUCACUCCAAAUGUCGGAUCAAUUCAAGGAAGUCAUUUUGGCCAAGCUUAGAGAUGAUCCCGUAGGAAAUAUAUGUCGCAAAGAUGAAAUGAUAUUACGAAUUGGAAUGAAGUUGUUUGCAAAGCUUGUAGUCAAAAAAGAAAAAGCAGCCACCGUGAAUAAAUCUGUUAGGGGUCAUAUGCGAGUGUUAGGUAGCCUGUACCAAUCUUUUAAGAGGAUGAAUGGCGUUUGUCAUGAUCAUGGUAAUUUGUUAGAUAUGUUUGUGCGAAAGAAUUUUACGUGUUUUACUGAUGCCAUUGACGCUGUUACUUUGAAUGUUGAUCGUAGUCUUAAGCCAGGACUACGCCAGAAUGUUUUUUACAUCAUCAACAAAAGUGUAAAAAUAUUGUAUGCUCAUCAAUAUAUGUUAGCUAACGAAGAGGAGGCCAGUGAAAUCGAAAAAUUUAUGGUAUGCUAUAAAGCCAACGAGGAUUGCAUGGUUUCCUCUGCACGAUACGAGCUUGAAAAAAAAAGGCUAGUUAAAAUAAGAAAACCAUGUCAGUUGCCUUUGGAAAGCGACAUUGAGAAAAUACAUCAACAUAUUCUCAAGAGAAUGGGUGAACUACUGUGUGUUUUUGAGUUAUGGACUGCUCACUCUUUUGUUGAACUGAGGAACUUAGUACUCACACGACUAACAUUAUUGAAUGGGCGCCGUGGUGGGGAAACAAGUCGCCUCCUAGUAAAAGAUUGGUUAGAAGCAGAAAGCGAUAAUUGGAUUGAUCAACAACGUCUUCAGAGUUUGAAUGAAGCUGACAAACUAUUAGUGAGUUCACUAAAAAUAACCUACAUGACGGGUAAAGGAAAUCAUCAUUUGGUGUCUGUUUUAUUUCCAAACGACACUACUUCUGCUAUGAAAAGGUUAGUUGAUCCAAAAUUUAGAUUCAAGGCUGGUAUCGAUAAAAAUAAUGAUUUUGUGUUUGCCAGCACACAGCUGUCAUCUUUAAAUGUGUCUGGCUGGCAUGCAUUGAAAGAAGUCUGUAAGAAACUAGAACUUACCAAUGUGGAAAUUAUAAAUGCAACCACUAAUAGACACCGCGUCAGCACUUUAUAUGCUGCGUUGGACCUGCCACAACAGGAAAGACAACUGUUCUACGCCCAUAUGGGUCAUUCUGAAAGCAUGAAUAAAGAUAUUUAUCAAGCCCCAUUAGCUUUAAUGGGAGUCACAAAGAUUGGAAAACAAUUAAUAAAUCUCCAUGCAAGCGAUAACGGUCAUAUUGAAGAAACUGAUAAAAGUUUAAAAACAUUUAAAGACAAAACUCAUACAGAAGACAAGAAAUUGGCAACUAACUAUGCAGUGACAAGUACUCCCGUAAGAACAUCAGCUGAAGCGACAAAGACAAAAAGAUCAGUGGGGAAAAGAGUGAUGAUGCUGUCGAGCAGUUCAUCGGAUGAAGAAGCUAUUGAAUCAAAAAAUGUACCAGUUGAAGCUAGGAAGUAUCCUUUGCGUGGCAGAUCAAAAAAAAGAAAAAAGUACGUUAAAAUUACUGAUGCCCAAAUUAGAGAUGAUUCAUGUGAUCCUACUUCCUAUGAAGAUAAAGAAGAGAAUGAGAGAUUGAAAUGCAAACCUGUCAAAUCCAGUGUCAAGUGGACUCCGGAAUUAAAUAAAGUGUUCUUCGAAGAAUUUGGUUGUUACGUGCGUCGCACCAAUGAUCGACCAUUUCCAGGUCGACUGGAAAUGGAAAAUUUUGCAAAAAGUUACUUUGGAUCAGCCAAUUUUGCCUUCGCUGUGCGAACAAAAAUAAACAACGAGCGGAAAAAGUUCGAUGACAUAAAGAAUAAAAGGUUGAAAGAAAUUGGACUAACUAGUUAAUCAUGCAGUUAUUUUUGCUUUACUAAUUUUUUGUUUGGAUAUACUGACUUAAGCUAACUUGUGAAGUUGUCGCUUUGAAUUACCUAAUUUCUAGUCAUUUUGGUGUCUAUUUACAUUCCUGCGUUCUGUACAUGUAUUACGCACAAAUGAGUUAGUGUGGAUUUUUUUCCUUUUUUUUUAAGUUAUGAAUCGAUCCAUUUAUUCUUUGCAAUUUAUUUGUAAUUUUAUGUUCAGAAAGAAAAAUUAGUCCACAUUUUGCUUUCUUUAUUUCUCCUUGGUUCAAACCUGUGAAAUGACUAUGUGUCAUCCUAUAGGAAAUGUUUUGCGCCAAUACACUAAUAAUUACCGUCGGGUAGACCUUUUGUACCUUCUCACGGUCACGUUAUACGCAAGUGAUUUUGCUGUUUCACCAAUCUUCGGAGUAACAGGUGUUUCAAGUGUAAAUCCACUUCCGAACAAACUGGACAGAAAUUAAUAAAUUGAUUAAACGUAGUUUUACAUUAUUUGCUCAAAAAUAUGAAGUGAAAAUACAUAAUAGUUUUAGAAACAGCGAAAAGCUCACAUUUAAAACGACUGCUUCAAGAAUAUUUUUUUCCGACAUGAACGGAACAGGUAAAUAAGGCAUGAUUGGGUAUAAAUCAUAAGCCAUUCUUUUCGUUUACCGAAAUUUUAUGAUCCUGCAAGUGGAAAAUUGUCUUAGAGUAAAGAGUUGUUUUAAUGUCUUUUCCGUUUCUUGAGAUCGAUCAAAGAAGGGUAAACUUCGUUAGUUCGCACAAAUAUUGACAUCUGGUUAGAGUAAACAAACAAAAAACCA